This is a messenger RNA of Anopheles funestus (African malaria mosquito), 6735 nucleotides long. RefSeq names its product sex-lethal homolog. Lineage: Eukaryota; Metazoa; Arthropoda; Insecta; Diptera; Culicidae. The coding region runs from base 1498 to 2466 and encodes 322 amino acids. The transcript has 6 exons. The record is from RefSeq and is a predicted model, not a curated record. Gene Ontology annotation, cellular component: ribonucleoprotein complex; cytosol; nucleus. Gene Ontology annotation, molecular function: poly(U) RNA binding; mRNA 3'-UTR binding; poly(A) binding.
UUAGUGUGUGUUUUCGGCCGUGGUAGUUGUGUAGGCGAACGGGGCAGUAGCAGCCUAAGGGCAAAAGAUAUAGGAUCGGUCGGGUGUAAAGAAGCAGCGAAAGCGAAGGAAUUUUCAGAACUUCGACAAUUUUCCUCUCGAACGGUGCAUAUUCUUUCUUCGAGUGAUAGCGUGCGCGUCGCCGUCGUCCCCGCGGUGCAAGGACAACUGCUUGUUAAUCAAACUGGUGGCCCAAAAAGUUGGUACUGCGAAAAGUUAACACGAAUUAAGGAGAGGGAAAAAAACGCAUUUACCCCCUCAUUGAUGGGAGCAGCAGUACGGGAAGAUAUCUGGAUAUUAUCAGGCUUAUUUGGGGGCAAAACAAAAAGAAAAACAUUACAAAAGUUGUGUUUCGUGCAUCGUGGAAAACACCGUCACUACACUACACGAGUUAAGAGCAAAGCAUAAUUUCUGUCGGAAUACAGAAAUUCUGAUUACUGCAGUAAAAUCGUCUUCCCUACAGUGUUUUUUUUUGUGUAUGUGUGUGUUGGCUACAUGCAGGUGACAGCUUAGAGCAGCGAGCAUAUAGGGAGGAAGGCAUUCAGAUUCGAUAGGCCUGGCUAAUGUGAUAUGCAUUGUGUCGCGACGAAAGAAUUGCAUUCACAUUACACGAAACGUUAUCAAUUCCUUACACUAUUGCGCCAACGACCAAUUUUCGUGCCCAUUUGCUUGUGAGUCGCUUGGUGAAAAUAUUUUAUUUUUGUUCCGAUCCGAUCGAAAGCAAUUGGCACGGAAAAGCAGCAUCAUUAGUAGGCCUCGGAAAAGUCCGCUCUGUGACACAUACGCUCGGUGGAAAAACGUUGCCCGUGUGAGCGAGUGUGUGUGUGUGUGCUUCGUCUCGCAGAGGAAAGCAAGAAAAUCCCACUUCUCACAGAUAGACCAGCAGAGUAAUCGGAAAGAACAUCAUCGAAGCAAACCGUGGUGCGUUUAGCAAAAAAAAAAGGAAAGCUCUUUACCCCAACGUCGACGAUUAGUGCAUACACAACAGUGUAGAAGAACAGUGAAAAGUAUCUUCUCGCGCCCCAACAUCACUUACGGUUCGAUUUUCUUAGUGUGGUGUUUUCGUUUUCGUUCUUUCUUUGCUUGCCCGUGCGUUGUGUAUCCACCGUUCCCUUUAGUAGUGAGGCAGAUAGGCAGUGUGUUGUCUCGUUAUCAGUAUACGUUGAAGCAUACACAGGCAAAAACCUGCACGUCGGAAGGCCUAUUUGCUAGAGAGCGACUUACCUCAUCCUCGUUGUGUGCUGCAGCAGCAAUCAGCAACAUCGUCAUCGUCGUUCGUCCUGUGCACUUGCACACACAAGUGUGUUGGCAGGAAGAAGCAAGAAGGUGGUACGUGCGGAAGUGUGCGGAAGAACGUGGCAGAGUGGCAAACAAAAAAAACAUCAUCUGAAUAAGGGGAAACACGUAGCCUGUUGUGUGGCGGAUACGAGGACAACGUGCGCAGCCACGGCGAGGAAAAUGUACAGUAAAAUGAAUGGAUAUCCUUCGUCAUCCUUUCGAUCAAGCAGUGGUCGGCUUUGGGGAAUGUCACACUCGCUACCCUCCGGAAUGUCAAACUACCUGCAGGAUGCCGACUUUUCGUCGUAUUCGCGUCCCCGGAUGUACGGCGAUAUGCCAUCGAGCAGUACGUUCGGCGGUGGUAAUCCGUCGACACCGCACCACCAUCACCACCACAACCAUCAUAGCCAGCCGUCGCAUCAUCACACGUCAUCGUCCAGCACGAGCUCGCUGACCGGUGUGAACUUUGGUCCUGGAUCGUCCGGCAAUGCCGGCACAAACCUGAUCGUCAACUAUCUGCCGCAGGACAUGACGGAGCGGGAAAUGUACUCGAUGUUCUCGUCGAUAGGCCCACUCGAAAGCUGUCGGCUGAUGAGAGAUCUAAAGCAGACUGGGUACAGCUACGGCUUCGGUUUCGUCAACUACCUAAACGAGGACGCAGCACAACGGGCGAUCAAGUGUCUGAACGGGUAUCCGCUGCGCAACAAACGUCUAAAGGUGUCGUACGCACGGCCCCAGAGCGACGACAUCAAGGAAACGAACCUGUACAUAACGAAUCUGCCCCGUACGAUCACCGAGGAGCAGCUGGACAUCAUUUUCGGCAAGUACGGUACGAUCGUACAGAAGAACAUUUUGCGCGACAAGCUGACGGGUCAGCCACGUGGUGUGGCUUUCGUACGGUUCAACAAGCGCGAGGAAGCACAGGAAGCAAUAUCGGCCCUCAAUAACGUGAUCCCGCAGGGUGGUAAUCAACCACUGAUAGUACGGGUCGCCGAAGACCAUGGGCGAGCCAAGGCGGCACUCUAUGUACCCUCGUACAACUCUAUCGUGCACAACAAUAGAGCACUGCUUCCCCGUCAGAACUCGAUGAAGUAUAGUGAUCGUACGAGUGGGCUGCUACGAUCGCACCAUUCGUUAAUAUUUUACUAAGUUUUCGAUCGCGAUCGUCCAGACGGAUUUAGCAUACGGAACGAAGGAUACCGUGGAACAGUUUGCGAGGAAUUUAAGUUUGUGAUGUACUUUCUACCAGCAUCGAGCAAAAAUCGUUUCUUUUUAAUGCAUUUUAGGGAGCGUCGAUGGUUGACUAAUUCGCUGCCGGCGGACUGAACGCAAAAAAAGGUUGUAAAGCUAAGCGAAACAUGCAAAAGUGCUAAGCUUCAAACUACUCAUCGGUCAUUCCGUAGGAAAUGAAUGUUAAGCAAUUAAAGUCGUGAAGAAGAGUGAAAAAACGCAGCUGUGAGAAGAAGCUAAAAUUACGGAAAUGGAUCAACAUCGAGUGAAGCGUGAAAUCGAACAGAUUUUAUACACACAAAUACCCGUGUUCAAUCGAAACAGCAUAAUGAUUCUUCCUAUUUUGGCUAACCUUCCGUAGAAAUAAUGGCAAUUGUAGGUGAAAAGGUUGAUUUCUGCGUGCUACUUACAAUAUUCCAUUUCUUGUUUCUUUCCGUUAUUUUUGUUGGGUUACUGAUAACACCAACCAACUUUUAGCAACUCGACCACGAAGCUAGUAAAGAGUGAACAGUAUAGUUAGAACAAGUAAAAGUGGUUGUUUUAGAAAGAAGAAAAAAAAAAGAUUUUUGAGAAAAAAAUCCUCACAAACGCUAGCAAAACAAACCGCUGUAGCAAGCCGUUUUUUCCCUCAUCGAAAGCAUUAAAAUCUCUAUAUUAAAAAAAAAGAAAGAAACGGAACUAAAAACAAAAAAAAUCAAGCCAUAAUUACGAAUGAAACAGGGUUCUACUAAUACUCAUUAUAGUGUGACAAUGUCAACCUGUAGAGAUCACCGAUCGCCGGUUUAGAGGUUCAUCAACUGUUAGACAUUUUCUAAACGCACUAUUUUAAUUGUACAGUUUGCAAAAUUCAACCAAUGACUAAAACUUGUGCUGCUCACUAGCCACAUCUUACUAUCGGCGCGGUUUAUUAACAAAAAAAAAUACUACAACUACAACUUUUCGAACGAAGCUGUACAACUGGACUGAAAGCCUUCGGCACCUUCAAUACAUGCAUAAUUCCUUGAUGUUUUAAUGGGGUGUUUCAUACUAGAGCUGGUUCAGUGGCUACGGUGUUUGCGUUUGGCAUAGAAUCGCUUCCUGCGUUUGAAAAAAAUCCCUUUCAGCUGAACACUUAAGAAACAUAAUCUGCCAAGCUAUAAGUCAAACAAAAAUAAAAUCGAAAUAGGAGAUCUGUUCUGUUAGCCAACAAAAAAAAUCACUCCACAACAAGUGUAUAUAUAAAGGACGCAAUUAACAUGCGUCACACGUGCAAAGGAAAGAGCCUAACUAACAUGAAAAAAUUUUGAGCCUACAGAUGAAAACGGUGAUUGUGCUUAGUUAUGAACUAAUGCGGGAAUUGAAGCGAAAAGGAAAAGACUUUUCCGGCUCUUAUGGUGACAAGCAAACAAUUGCCAUAAUCGGCAGUAAGCAAUUUCCUUUUAAUUCCCAUCUUUCUCGACUUUGGCUGCAUCAUAAUUGUGUUUAGAUUUUUAUUUUUCUCCAUGCGUGUUAAAACAUUACACCCAUGCAAGAACACAGCAAGAAGAUCAAAUUAUAGAGAAUCAUUCUAGGAAAUAAAUGCAAAAAAACCAAAACGUGAUACAACUGAGCGUGACAUUAAGAUUUAAACAGCAAAUAGUUGAACGAAACGCAAAAAUGUACGUAUUAUAGGGUGAUAGGAAAGGAAAAGCCAUACGAAUCGAUGCAAGUGUGUUGUACAGUGUGUAAAAGAAACAAACAAACAAACAAAAAAAAUGCAAAACCAUACCCAACCACCAGUAAGUAGCUCCUUAUUCGGCGACAUUCGUCCUUUGUAUUUUUCCAAGCAAAACUCUGCGAUCCCCCGGUGCCAGUUGCACCAGUUGAUAAUCCUUCUCUAUCCAUACCUCAUUAAGAAGUUACACAAAAGCAAACCAAAACAAAAAAAAGAAGCUAAACACAGCAAGCAUUACGACUAGCGAAAUCAGUGCGCGAAACGAGUUCCGAUACUAUUACGCUAAAUUUAAUAUAAAAAAAAUCAAACUCUUCCUCCUGAAUACGAAGCAACAAAAAAAAAAACCGAGAUAGAAUUCCGAUUUCAAUCAAAACGCCAUAAAUUAUGACAUUCACCUCUUUACAGUACGAUACACAUCCGAUUUUUCCGGGCUUUAGAUUAGCAUAUUUGAUCUUCCAUAGUGAUUAAAGGAUGAUUGCGCUCUUGGCCGCAUUAUGUUUUCCGCAAACAGUGCAAUAAACGAAUACGCAUACGCAAAGGAAGGUAUCAGGGUUACGAGAAGAGAAUUCGUUGAAAGACGUGAAAGUGUAUUAAACCUUUGGCUCAUUUUUUCCUUUUUUUUGGGAAUUAAUUUUAGCUUGCAAAAACUUUACUUUACUAGUAAAACACUUGCUAAAGUUUUACGUUUGCUAAUAGUAUGAUAAGAAAAUGAAGUGUUCUGUUCUGUUUUAUGCUGUUGUAAGAAAAAUAAGUUAUAAAAAAAGAACAAGAAAAGAAAAGAACAAAAGGAAAAAAAGAAUACAAAAGAACCUAGCGUUGGAAGAAGCGAAUGUUGUUACUAUAAAAGGAAGUAAUUCAAGAAGAAGAAAAAAAAGUGGCGGAUACUGUUUACAUGUUAUGGCACCAGGAAACUAAGUAGUACGAGAUAGCUUGAAAAGACGAAAAAAAAAAACAUUUACGUGUCUUAUAUAUUGAACCAAUGGCAUAUAUACAUAUAAAAUAUAUAUAUAUACAACAAACAAAAAUAUAUAUACAUUCUGUUUGUUCUCCUAUUCUACGAAACCUAAUGUUUAAAAAAACGAAAACAAAUAAUAACGACAAAAAAGAGAGAGUAAAAAGAACGAACCAUAGCAUAGAGACGACGAACCUGCAUUACACAAGGCAGACAAGAGAGAGAGAGAGAGAGACGAGAAUUGCAAUAUAUAUAGAUUCUGUACCGUAGUGCAAUUGUUGUGUGUGUGUGAUUGUGUGUGAUUGUGUGAGCGUUUGUAUAUAAAUAUAUAUACUUAUGCAGGAUGAUUAAAAAGAAUCCUUUAUCUUGUCCUUCAGUUCCAUUCAGCUGAAAAUGUGUUCCAAGGGAAUGUCUUCGUUGUACGAAAUCUGCCGAUUUGCUGAUGAUAAAUGUACAGGAAAUCUAAUUAAUUUGUCAAUUAACAAUAGUUGAGUGCGAUAGAACCACUUGCCAGUAGUGAUUGUAAAGCAAAUACUACUGUUUACACUUAAAUGUAUUGUAUCCAUUUUUUUGCUUGUCUGUUGAAAAAAGAGCCAAAAAAAAAGCGAAGCCAAGUGCUUUAAAUGGUGGAAAAACAAAAUGAAUGAACUGCUACUGUUUGUGUUGGGAAAGUAUGUAUAGAAUUAUAAGCUUCUUAAAUUUAAUUUUCACAAUUUACAGUCCCUUCCAGCUUAGCUCUGAUUUGUGUUAAUUACGGGUUAAAUUAAGCAAACUAUCGUCACAAAUUUAAUCGCAGUGUGUUGUAGUAUGCAUGGUGUGUGAUAUGGGUGUGUUCAAGUGAGGUUUGAGUUGUUUUAUUCACUCGAAUAGCAGAACGUCGUGUAAAACACGAAAAAUAAAUAAAAAAAAAAACAAACCAAAAAUAAAAUAAAAACAAAUAAUGCGAAAACAUUAUCCAAAAAAAAAAACAAAACAAAACAGAAAAGAAUUGAAAAAACGAAACAUAAGAUCUAGUUAUUAGCUGUGAUUUUUUGGUUGUGUCAACCAGAGCAAUGUAUGCAAACUAUAAAGAAAGUCGUACUAGUUUCGAUUAAAGUGGGUUCGGCAGAGAAGCAAGAAGAAAAAAAACACUGUGUAUAAAAAUGAAAUAAUUCAUUGACCGAACACAAUAUGAAAGCGGUAGGGAAACACGCGUAUAUUGUUGGACAGUUACGAAACUUAGUACUUAGGAAAAGAAAAAAGGAAAAUCCGUAGAAACAAACUAAAAAAAAACCACAACGUGUAAGAACCACUCAUAUAGUAACAGAAAUGCGUAAACUUGUAGUUGAAACUAGUGAAUCCGAAAUAUGGCCACAUGUCGUAUGAUCGUCGUUGAAGCAAAAAUAACAGAACAAACCCCCAAAAAAAAAGGCACGUUACAAUAAGAAGGAAUUUCAAGGAAAUUAUGUAAUUCUGCCCCCAUUAAGAGGUAGAAAGAAAGAGAUAAAAAGAAGCUCGAAGAGAUAUAGUUGCUUCCAGAAAAAAGGAGAAGAAACGAAACAAA